AUGCCCGAAGAAGCAAACCCCGUAACCGCUGGCUCCCUCACAACUCCACGCUCGUCCGACACCGAGGGAGAAGUGAGCUCACAAUCUAACAUCCCCGUCAGUUCUCCGAGCACACCCUCCUCUCCCACAAGCCUCUCUGGAGAAUCUGAACAAGAGAACCCGAUUCCUUCAAUCCCGACGCAAGGGAAUGUGAUUUCUGCAGGAACAGCCCAACCCGCCACUGUCCCAACAAUCCCCACUGCUGAGUCGGAACAAGAGAACCCAGGUCUUUUAGAAACGUCCCGAGCAAAUUCGAUUCCAUCACUGUCGGAACAAGAAAAUUCGGUUUCUCCAGGGACGACUCAAUCAAACACUGUUUCUAUUAUCCCUACUGGAGAAUCAGAACAAGAGAACGCGGUUCCAUCAGUCUCGUCGCCAGGGAAUGCGAUUUCUGCAUCAGCCACGACUCCUACAAUCCCCACUACUGGUUCGGAACAAGAGAACCUUGUUUUUUCAGAAUCGACUCAAACGAAAACAGGUUCUUUAGAUUCGACACAAUCUAAGUCGAUACCUGAAGAAUCAAUACCAGAAAAUCAGAUUUUUAAUGGGCCUUCUUCAAUCCCCGCUGCUGAUUUGGAGCAGGAGAAUCAAGGUCUUUCAGAAUCAUCGCAAGGGAAUGCGAUUUCUGCGGGAACAACCCCACCAGCCGCGAAUCCUACAAUCCCCACUGCUGAAUCGGAACAAGAGAAUCUGGUUCUUUCAGAAUCGACUCAAACGAAGACGACAAGUCCUUUAGAUUCGGAACAAUCGAAACCGAUUCCUUCAGGAUCGGCACAGGGGAAUCCGAUUUCUGUAGGCACGACUCCAACAACAAACUCUCUCCCUACAGUCCCACUUUCAUCAGAACAAGAGAACUUGGUUUUUUCAGAUUCGCCCCAAGCGAACGCAAUUCCUCCAGUAUCAAUAAAAUCAAAUCCCAUUCCUCCAGUCUCGACACAAGCGAAUCUCAUACCCUCGGACCCCGUACAAUCCGCCGCCAGCCCCAGCCAGCCCGUGUCUUCUGACGUGAGCGGGAGCGCCGACCAACAGCAGCUCUCCUCGAUGCCGGAGACACAGAACACUUUGGUGGACCAAGGAGUCUUCUCACCGGACGGCCCUAUUGACAUGUUUGGAGCGUCCGGGUAA
This is a messenger RNA of Aplysia californica (California sea hare), 1164 nucleotides long. Its product is annotated as putative protein TPRXL. Lineage: Eukaryota; Metazoa; Mollusca; Gastropoda; Aplysiida; Aplysiidae. The record is from RefSeq and is a predicted model, not a curated record. Bases 1 to 1164 code for a protein of 387 amino acids. The transcript has a single exon.